GGACUCGGCUUGUACUCUAGCGGCCGCCCUGCCCGCGCCCAGCGCUGAUCUGCCGGUCUCUCCGCGCCAGACCCAGCACCUCGGCUCUCCGGGGCCGGACCGAGGCCGCAAGUAGCACCGCGAGGUGUGGGGCGGACCCAGGAGAUGAAAUGACAACGUCUACCCUCCAGAAAGCCAUUGAUCUGGUGACGAAAGCGACAGAAGAGGAUAAAGCCAAGAACUAUGAGGAGGCCCUUCGGCUCUACCAGCAUGCUGUGGAGUACUUCCUACACGCCAUCAAGUAUGAGGCGCACAGCGACAAGGCCAAGGAGAGCAUUCGUGCCAAGUGCAUGCAGUACCUAGACCGGGCCGAGAAACUGAAGGAUUAUUUACGAAACAAAGAGAAGCAUGGCAAGAAGCCAGUGAAAGAGAACCAGACUGAGGGCAAAGGUAGCGAUAGUGACAGCGAAGGGGAUAAUCCAGAGAAAAAGAAACUGCAAGAGCAACUGAUGGGUGCUGUUGUCAUGGAGAAGCCCAACAUCCGGUGGAGUGAUGUGGCUGGGCUGGAGGGGGCCAAGGAGGCCCUGAAAGAAGCUGUCAUUUUGCCAAUUAAAUUCCCACACUUGUUCACAGGCAAACGUACCCCUUGGCGAGGGAUACUGCUCUUUGGACCCCCUGGCACAGGGAAAUCCUACCUGGCCAAAGCUGUGGCAACAGAGGCCAACAACUCCACCUUCUUCUCUGUGUCCUCCUCAGACUUGAUGUCUAAGUGGUUGGGAGAGAGUGAGAAGCUGGUGAAGAACCUGUUUGAACUGGCCAGGCAGCACAAGCCCUCCAUCAUCUUCAUCGAUGAGGUAGAUUCCCUCUGUGGAUCCCGAAACGAAAAUGAGAGUGAGGCUGCCCGAAGGAUCAAAACCGAGUUCUUGGUCCAGAUGCAGGGGGUGGGCAAUAACAACGAUGGGACUCUGGUUCUCGGUGCCACAAAUAUCCCAUGGGUAUUGGAUUCAGCGAUUAGAAGGAGGUUUGAGAAGAGGAUUUACAUCCCGCUGCCUGAGGAAGCUGCCCGGGCCCAGAUGUUCCGGUUGCAUUUGGGGAGCACUCCCCACAGCCUCACAGAUGCCAACAUCCAUGAGCUGGCCCGGAAGACAGAAGGCUACUCGGGCGCAGAUAUCAGCAUCAUUGUGCGGGAUUCCCUCAUGCAGCCCGUUAGGAAAGUACAGUCGGCAACACACUUCAAAAAGGUCUGCGGCCCUUCCCGCACCAACCCUAGCAUUAUGAUCGAUGACCUCCUGACCCCGUGCUCACCAGGGGACCCGGGGGCUAUGGAGAUGACUUGGAUGGAUGUCCCUAGUGACAAACUCUUAGAGCCUGUGGUUUGCAUGUCGGACAUGCUCCGGUCUUUGGCCACCACCCGGCCCACUGUGAAUGCAGAUGACCUUCUGAAAGUAAAGAAGUUCUCAGAGGACUUUGGACAAGAGAGUUAA
This is a messenger RNA of Orycteropus afer afer, 1463 nucleotides long. RefSeq names its product vacuolar protein sorting 4 homolog A (gene VPS4A). The record is from RefSeq and is a predicted model, not a curated record. NCBI's taxonomy places the organism in Eukaryota, Metazoa, Chordata, Mammalia, Tubulidentata, Orycteropodidae. Gene Ontology annotation, biological process: endosomal transport; vacuole organization. Gene Ontology annotation, molecular function: ATP hydrolysis activity; ATP binding.